Molecule: messenger RNA, 1691 nt
Organism: Gymnogyps californianus (California condor)
Lineage: Eukaryota; Metazoa; Chordata; Aves; Accipitriformes; Cathartidae
Gene: CTDSP1
Product: CTD small phosphatase 1
Exons: 7
Coding region: 17-817 (266 amino acids)
Molecular function (GO): RNA polymerase II CTD heptapeptide repeat phosphatase activity
Source: RefSeq, a predicted model, not a curated record
CCCCGCCCCGGCGCCCAUGGAGCACCAGUCCAUCAUCGCCCAGGUUAGCAGGGAGGAGGGGAGCGCCCCGCUGCAGGAGAAAGGUACCCAGGCCCCCGCCAAGAAGCCGCGGAGCCGCAGCAUCCUCCAGUCCCUCUUCUGCUGCCUGUGCCGCGAUGAGGGGGAGCCCUGCGCCGGCACCACCAGCGCCCCGCUGCUGGUGGAGGAGAAUGGGGCCCUGCCUAAGGCUGCUGUCAAACAUCUCCUGCCCGAGAUCAAGCCGCAGGACGCCAGCAAGCUGUGCGUGGUCAUCGACCUGGACGAGACGCUGGUGCACAGCUCCUUCAAGCCAGUGAACAAUGCCGACUUCAUCAUUCCCGUGGAAAUCGAUGGCAUCAUGCACCAGGUGCCCUCUGCCCCGUGCCCGCAGGUGUACGUGCUGAAGCGGCCGCAUGUGGAUGAGUUCCUGCAGCGCAUGGGCGAGCUUUUCGAGUGCGUGCUCUUCACCGCCAGCCUGGCCAAGUACGCGGACCCUGUGGCCGACCUGCUGGAUAAAUGGGGGGCUUUCCGGGCACGGCUUUUCCGGGAAUCCUGCGUCUUCCAUCGUGGCAACUAUGUGAAGGACCUAAGCCGCCUGGGCCGCGACCUGCGCCGCAUCAUCAUUGUGGACAACUCGCCCGCAUCCUACAUCUUCCACCCUGACAAUGCCGUGCCGGUGGCCUCCUGGUUCGAUAACAUGGCGGACACAGAGCUGCUGGACCUGCUGCCCUUCUUUGAGAGGCUCAGCAAGGUGGAGGACGUGUACGCAGUGCUCAAGAAGCAGCGGACUAACAGCUAGUGGCCCCCCACCCCGCCGGGUGCUGCCGAGGGGCGCUGCCGUGGCAGCCGGGUGCCUUAUUUUAGGAGGGGGGGGUCCCGGUGUGCCCCCCCUAUCGUCCUCCCCAGCCCCGGUGGGCGUGGGUGCCCUCCCUGCCUGCUGGUGGUGGGAGAUGUGGGUGCCCCCGCCGGGGAGCUGGGUGUCCCCCUUCCUGCGGAGGAGAGGGGGGCAGUGGGUGACCCGCUGCCUUGCUGUGCUGGGGACCUGUUGGAGGGGUCCCGUCCUCCCCCACUGUCCUGUCCCUGCCCCCCCCGCCUGCAUCCCCCCUCCCCAAAACGGUUCUCAGGUCCUUUUCCCCUCCGUGUGCCCCCGAGUGGGGAGGGGGGGUCAACAGCUGCUGCUUUCCACUGCUUUUGGGGAGGACUAGACCCCCCCAUCCGGGCUCUGCCUGCUGGGGGGGCUGGUGGCCCUCGGCCCCUAUCUGCAGAGGGUACGGGAUGGGUUAACCCCUUGCCAGCCCCCCAAAAAUGGGGGAGUCUUGCUGGCGUUGGUGCAUAGGGCCGCCACCGUACGCUUAACUCUGCCCUUGGUGCAGCUGAUCACCUCGGUGGGGGCACAUCCCUACCCCCUCCUCGUGCCUUCUGCUGCCCCCCGCCUCGGGAGUGUGUUUUGGGGGGCAGACCGGCCUCAGGGCUGAGCCCCCGGCCGCAAAUGCUCCCCAUGUGCCUUGGGACGCCACGUCUCCAUGUCCCCCCCAGCCCUGCAAGGGGUGUGCCUCGGGGGGCUCUUAACUCACCCCCUCCAACCUCGGUUUGUUCCUGUGGGGGGGUGUCUGGUGGCCUCCCCCCCAUUCCCAGUUACACUGUGUCAGUGGGAGCCACUCCAUUCACCAGCG